This is a messenger RNA of Conger conger (European conger), 915 nucleotides long. RefSeq names its product immunoglobulin lambda-1 light chain-like. The transcript is spliced from 5 exons. The record is from RefSeq and is a predicted model, not a curated record. NCBI's taxonomy places the organism in Eukaryota, Metazoa, Chordata, Actinopteri, Anguilliformes, Congridae. Bases 20 to 811 code for a protein of 263 amino acids. Gene Ontology annotation, biological process: immune response; immunoglobulin production.
CACUGACACAGGCAGCAUUAUGAUGAUGUCAGUUUUUCUACUGCUGCUGAUGCUGGGACUCUUUGUUCAGGAAUCAAUGGCAGAUAUAGUUGUGACUCAGUCUCCAUCAGCUCAGGCUGUUCAGCAGGGAGACACUGUUUCUAUCAGCUGUACAGUCAGUCAGAGUGUCUACAGUGGCAAUCGCCUCAGCUGGUACCUGCAGAAACCUGGCCAGGCUCCUAAACUCCUGAUAUAUCUCGCCACAACUCGCCGGUCUGGGAUUCCUGAUCGUUUCAGUGGGAGUGGAUCUGGGACUCAGUUUACACUGAAAAUCACUGGAGUCCAGGCUGAAGAUGCAGGAGAUUAUUACUGUCAGAGUUACCACAGUAGUGGUGUGUUCACACAAGGAUUACCAGCAUCCAGUCCUUUCACAGACACUGACACAAGCAGCAUUAUGAUGAUGUCAGUCUUUCUACUGCUGCUGAUGCUGGGACUCAUUGUUCAGGAAUCAAUGGCAGAUAUAGUUGUGACUCAGUCUCCAUCAUCUCAGGCUGUUCAGCAGGGAGACACUGUCUCUAUCAGCUGUACAGUCAGUCAGAGUGUGCACGGUGGCAGCUACCUCCACUGGUACCAGCAAAAACCUGGUCACGCUCCUAAACUUCUGAUAUAUACUGCCACAACUCGCCAGUCUGGGACUCCAGAUCGUUUCAGUGGGAGUGGAUCUGGGACGCAGUUUACACUGAAAAUCACUGGAGUCCAGGCUGAAGAUGCAGGAGAUUAUUACUGUCAGAGUUUACACUACCUCAACAGUAAAUAUGUAUUCACACAGUGAUACAGAGCCGUACAAAAACCUCCCUCAGUCAGACUGCACAGAGAAUGCACAGAGACUGCAGCUGGGACCUACUGCAGGUGCUGAGGGGGGAGGCACUGAUCUGU